AUGGAAGAUCCAACCACACCCCAUUAUCUGACUUCUAACAGGGACAGGUUGACUGUGCACGGUCCCUCUGGUCCUCUGGUUGCUCCUCUGGGAUCUUCAGUGGUUUUGCCCUGUUAUGUUAAUGAGCUCUUACUAAUGGAGGAUCUGGAGGUUGAAUGGAGAAGAAGAGACUCAGAGACUUUAGUUCAUCUGUAUCAAGAUGGUGAGAGUCGAGCAGAGGCCCAGCAGCAGGAUUAUCAUGAUAGAGCUCAUUUCUUUACUGAUGAGAUUCAACAUGGAAACUUCUCUCUCCGUCUGGAUAAUCUGAGAGCUGAAGAUGAGGGAAAAUACACAUGUAAAGUUUACAGUCAGCAGAAUUAUGGAGAAACUGUGGUUCAAAUAAAAGAUGUUGAGCGUCUGCUAGUAUCAGGCUCAGAUGAGUUCAUAACUGCGUCUGUGGGUGAAGACGUCACUCUGAACUGCUCUGUAGACUCUCACAUCACACCUGAAGACUUUGAACAGGUUUCAUGGAAGAAAACUGAUGAAGAUAUUCUGGUUCUGCUCUACCAAAACAAUGAGACUUUACCAGAGUCAUCAGAUGAGCGAUACAGAGACCGAGUUGAGUUCUUCAUUGAUGAAAUCCCAAAUGGGAACUUCUCUGUCAGACUGAAGAGUGUCAAAACUGAGGACAAAGGAGUUUACAUGUGUCAAGUGUUUGCUGGAGGACUUUCAGCCAAUGCAACUGCAGUUCUGGAGCAACUGGGUUUAUCUGUCUUACACAUAAUGGUGCUGAUUCUCUGUUUUGCUGCAUCUGGAUCUGCUCUUCUGCUCUGCUGUCUGAUCUACUGCAGAUCAUCUAAAAAAGCUUUGAGUCUUCAGGUUUUGCUUGCCAUCUGUCCAAACAUUAUUUUGCUCUUGACCUUUGUCCUUUGGGGUUUCACUGAAGGAUUUUGGAAUGAGACCAUCAUUUGUUGUGCUCUUUAUAUUCUGAGGCCUCUUAUGUUGUUUAAUGCUGCUCCAUAUCUAAAAAAUCUUCCAAGAGCAUGA
Ctenopharyngodon idella (grass carp) is the source of this 1026-nucleotide messenger RNA. RefSeq names its product butyrophilin-like protein 2. The transcript is spliced from 7 exons. The record is from RefSeq and is a predicted model, not a curated record. Gene Ontology annotation, cellular component: external side of plasma membrane. Bases 1 to 1026 code for a protein of 341 amino acids. Lineage: Eukaryota; Metazoa; Chordata; Actinopteri; Cypriniformes; Xenocyprididae. Gene Ontology annotation, biological process: T cell costimulation; positive regulation of T cell proliferation; negative regulation of T cell proliferation.